Molecule: messenger RNA, 1889 nt
Organism: Erigeron canadensis
Lineage: Eukaryota; Viridiplantae; Streptophyta; Magnoliopsida; Asterales; Asteraceae
Product: NAC domain-containing protein 86-like
Exons: 6
Coding region: 1-1863 (620 amino acids)
Biological process (GO): regulation of DNA-templated transcription
Molecular function (GO): DNA binding
Source: RefSeq, a predicted model, not a curated record
AUGGCCCCAGUUUCAUUGCCUCCUGGCUUUCGUUUUCAUCCCACCGACGAAGAGCUAGUUGCUUAUUACCUCAAGAGGAAAAUUAAUGGGCAUAAAAUUGAACUCGAAGUUAUCCCUGAAGUUGAUCUCUACAAGUGCGAACCUUGGGAUUUACCAGGGAAGUCACUAUUGCCAAGCAAAGAUCUAGAAUGGUAUUUCUUUAGUCCAAGAGAUCGUAAAUACCCAAACGGAUCUAGGACAAAUCGAGCCACGAAAGGUGGGUAUUGGAAGGCAACAGGGAAGGACAGGAACGUAAACUCACAUUCACGGGCGGUGGGGAUGAAGAAAACCCUAGUUUACUAUAGAGGGAGAGCCCCUCAUGGUGCUCGUAGUGAUUGGGUGAUGCACGAGUACCGCCUUGAUGAGAAAGAAUGCGAAAGUGAAUCUGGUCUCAAGUUGCAGGAUGCUUACUCUCUUUGUCGCGUGUUUAAGAAGAGUUUAAAUGCUCCAAAGACGAACAUUGGUGUACAUUAUGCCGCGACAGCCAGUGAUCACUCAUCAAGUAUGGACCUUUAUUCAGAGGGAGGAAGAGGUGGUGAAGAUAUGGAGACAAGCAACUAUCCAACACCAAUGGCUUCAUCUUCGUCUAAUAUAAACCAUGGAUCUCCAUAUAUCUCAAGUGAAACAAGUGAUGGGAGAUGGAUGCAGUAUCUAUCCGAAGAAGCAUUUACUUUCCCAAGUCCAUCUUUCACAAACUUUGGGAAUGUCUCUUAUUCCCCAUCCAAGAUUGACAUAGCAAUGGAAUGUGCAAGGCUGCAACAAAGGUUAUCAAUGCCUCCAUUACAAGUACAAGAUUUCUCACAACAAGAGACUACAAGCUAUGUCGAAUUGAUGAAUAUGCAACAGAUGAACAACAACAUGCAGGAAUUCACAACUUCAAAUAAUGCUCCUCAACAAGACAUAGUGCAAGAAAUCCUUUCGGUUGCUCAAGCUUCUCAGGAUCUCAUAAAUCAGAACACUUGGGGUGGAAGUUUUUCUGGUCAUCAAGACGACUUCUCGUUUCUGACUACUAGUAAUAACAAUCAAAUGCAAGAUAUGGGAUCCUUUAGGUUCAUGGGAGAUGAACAAAAUAUAAGGUCGAUUGAGGUUGGUGGAAGCGAUGAACAACUCGGAGCUGAGAGAAUGGCUGAGAAUUUGAGAUGGGUUGGUAUGUCUAACAAGGAUCUUGAAACGACCUUUUGGGACGAUUACAAGACUGUUCCGGUGGAUCAUAUACCAGUUUUUAAGAAGGAAGGACAUGAAGUUCAAGUUGCAGGAGAAAGCAGCCACCACAACAACUUGGAAAACACAGAAGACCACUUCUCAAAUGGAAAUGCCAUCGAAGAUCACAACAACACAGGCGACGACUUCUUAGAUGAAGGCGAUCUGGAAAACUUCACAAAUCCAAGUUACGAAAUUUAUGAGAAGACCAAAGUGAGUCAUGGGUUGAUUGUUUCAACCCAACAAGUUUCAAAAACCUUCUUUCAUCAAAUAGCCCCUUCCCAAACCGUCAAGGUGCAACUGAACCCGGGAAUGAUAUAUGAUGAUUUCAAACUAUAUACGGAUUCAAAACCAUUGGGAACGACCACCAAGAGGACAACGAGCCCUAUUGUGAACUUGGUCUCCCUUUUGUUGAUAUGUUGCUUUUAUCUUGAAGAAUCAACAGAAGUCGACGAUGAUAUGAAGUUCGAAGUUAAUGAUGCGAAUUCACCUAAUAUGGGAGAUGAAGAGGAGGAAAUAAAUGAAGGAUGGAGCAUUUCAAGUUUGGUUUUGGAGAAGGUGAUAUGGCCAUGUGUGACCUUGGCUUUGGCAGUUUCUACCAUUUGGGUUCAUCAAAAUUACUAAUGACAAAUUAAUUAAGUGUUUUUUUA